AUGGGUGUCGAGGAGCUCGCCUGCUGCAUACGAGACCGGUUUGGGCUGGCGCGUCACAUUUCGGUGGACAUCGUGGCCGAGGGGCCAACACGCGCGCUUGGCGAUGGAUCUACCGUCCAUGUCCGUGGUCUGCCGUCCGCAAGAUUGCAGGCCAGACCUCCGUCUCCACCGGCCGUCACUGGCCCUGGUGAGAAGUCGACGGAGCUUGCGGCAGAGCGCGCCCUGUGCGCGUGGAUGCGGACGAGCCUUGCGACGAGUAAGAUGAUGUUUGUUUUUGGCAUUUUGCCGAUCGCCCUAGACGAGCACCUGAAGCUGACAAUAGCUGUGUCCAUCAGCAUCGCCUUGACUGUGGCAGCCCUGUCCGCACUGUUCGCGGGAUGGCACCGACAUCGACAACUUCUCCACCACGGUGUGGCGCUUUCAAGACGCAUUGACAUCCGGCCCGCUUUGGGCAGCGUCGGCUUGUACGUGAUCAUUUGCUGCCUAUGUGUUCUGCUGAAGAGCUAG
Molecule: messenger RNA, 507 nt
Organism: Symbiodinium sp. CCMP2456
Lineage: Eukaryota; Dinophyceae; Suessiales; Symbiodiniaceae
Source: the annotation of a GenBank genome assembly